CCAGCAAUCAGCCAGUUUAUAUUCUCUUCUUCUCCAUAAGUACAUCACCGACCAUUUGGAUUUAUUCUUUGAUCACUACCAUGUUCUUUAAUAUGAGAAUUUUUCCUUUUUGAGUUCCUGUUUUCUUGCUUAAAGUUCGGUUCUUGAAAUAUCGAGAAGAAAAAAAAACUGUCUGGGAAUGUAACGGAUAGUUGAGUUUUGGGCUUUUGAAACUUGGGUUCAGUGAUUUUUUUGUUGAGUUGAAUUGGUACUUUUAGCGUUUAUAAUUAGAUGGGGAGGAAGAACAGAAGGGGUUUUAAUGUGAAGGAAGCAAUAAAAUUUUUGAAUCAGGUGCUGGAAAAAAAGCCUUUUCUUCCUUUUGUAAUUCUCUUGUUUUUAGUGGUGUGGGGAAUUGAGAAAUGGUUUUUUUCUCUCUCUAAUUGGGUUCCUCUAGCUAUUGCUCUCUGGGCUGCUUUACAGUACGGAAGCCACCAACGCCACAUUCUGGUUGAAGACUUGAACAAAAAAUGGAUGCAAACCUUGCUGCAGAAUUCACAAACUACACCUUUGGAGCAAUGUGAGUGGCUAAACAAGCUAUUGCUGGAAAUAUGGGAGAAUUACAUUGGCCAAAGGCUAUCUUUGAAGUUAUCAUAUAUUGUGGAGAGACGCUUGAAACAUCGGAAACCAAGGUUCAUUGAAAAACUUGAAUUGCAAGAAUUUUCACUAGGUGCUCGACCUCCACUUCUGGGUCUGGGGAUUCAUGGUGCUCGGUGGUCAACAGCAGGUGAUCAGCGGAUCUUGCAUAUGGGCAUUGAUUGGGACACUACUGAUAUAAGAGCAGUGUUGCUUGCUAAAUUGGGAAAGACAUUGAUGGGGACUACACGGAUAGUGAUAAACAGCCUCCACAUCAAGGGUGAUCUUAAAAUGAUUCCAGUUCUUGAUGGAAGAGCGCUUUUAUACUCAUUUGAAUCAACUCCAGAAGUUAGGAUUGGUGUUGCAUUUGGUGGAAACCAGUCUCAACCAGCAACAGAGGUGCCAGGUGUUCGUGCAUGGCUGGAUAAGCUUGCAACUGAUUCCAUCGCUAAGAGGAUGGUUGAACCUCGGAGGAAUUGUUUAUCUUUGCCAGUGUUGAACUUGAUGAAAAAAGCUGUUGGUGGUGUACUAACUGUCAAGGUGAUAUCUGGCAGCAAACUAUCCAGGAGUAACAUAAGAGGAAGCCCUUCCAGAAAACAACAAAGUUCGGUUAAAGUUGGUCCUGUGGACAAUCAUCUUGAUUACAUAGAUCUGCGCACAUUUGUAGAGGUUGAGCUCGAGGACUUAACCAGAAGAACAGAUGUUAGACCGGGAUCAUGCCCUAGAUGGGACUCAAAAUUCAACAUGACUCUACAUGAUAAUACUGGAGUUCUUAAGUUCAACUUAUAUCAAUGCAUUCCUAACAGCGUGAAAUAUGAUUUUCUAUCAAGUUGUGAAAUUAAGAUGAGAUAUGUUGAGGAUGAUUCAACUAUAUUUUGGGCAACUGGUGCCGAUUUUUCUGCAAUUGCCAGGCGCGCUGAGUUUUGUGGCAAAGAAGUUGAAAUGACAGUUCCAUUCGAGGGGAUUAAUUCUGGGGAGUUGACAGUAAAACUUAUCUUGAAAGAAUGGCAGUUUUCUGAUGGUUCUCAUAGCUCAGGCUUGUCAGAUAUUGUGUCCCAGCAAUCAAUCAGUGGCUCAUCAAAUCUUUUGCAAAGAACCGGAAGAAAAAUACACGUAACUAUUAUUGAUGGUAAAAACCUUCCUACAAAAGAUAGAUUUGGGAUGUCUGGCUCUGGCACUUACGUCAAACUACAGUACGGGAAGGCUUCUAAAAGAACGAGAACUGUUCCACAUACUUCAGCUCCGGAAUGGAAACAGAAAUUUGAAUUUGAUGAAGUUGGUGGCGAUGAGUAUCUGAAGAUAAAAUGCUUUAUUGAAGAAACAAUUAGUGAUGAGAAUAUUGGUAGUGCACGGAUAAGCUUGGAAGGACUCGUAGAAGGGUCACCAAGGGUGGUUUGGAUUCCCCUUGAAAAGGUUAGUUCUGGAGAACUGCAGCUUCAGAUAGAAGCAGUGCGAGUUGAUGAUUAUGACAGGUCCAAGAGAAAUGGAUGGAUUGAGCUUGCUCUCGUUGAGGCAAAAGAUCUUAUUGCUGCUGACCUUAAUGGAACAAGUGAUCCAUAUGUGAGGGUGCAAUAUGGAAAUUUGAAGAAAAGAACUAAGGUUAUGUAUAAAACUCUGAAUCCUCAAUGGCAUCAGACCUUAGAAUUUCCAGAUGAUGGCAGUGAUUUGUCAUUGCAUGUCAAAGACCACAACGCCUUGCUACCUACAUCCAGCAUAGGUGACUGUAUCGUCGAAUACCAGAGAUUGCCUCGAAAUCAAAUGUUUGACAAGUGGAUACCCCUUCAAGGGGUGACAAAAGGAGAGAUUCAUAUUCAAAUUACACGAAAAGAUCCCCACCUAGAGAAGAAAUCAAGCCUAGACUCCGAGCCUUCAGUUACUAAAGCACGCCACAGCAUAUCUAACCAGAUGAAGCAAUUGAUAAUCAAGCUUCAGUCCUUCAUUGAAGAUGAUGACCUUGAAGGAUUUUCAGCAUCGCUGAACGAGCUAGAAAGUCUCCAUCAAGCCCAAGAAGAAAUGAUGCUCCAGCUCGAGACUGAACAGAAUCUUCUACUAAGCAAGGUAAAUGAACUCGGCCUCGAAAUCUUGAACUCAUCGUCACCUAACUUGGCUAGAAGAACUACUUCACUUUGAUGCUGUUGUUGUCUUUGUUUAUAUGCUAUUCUUCUUCCCAUGAAAUUCAUUACCCUAUAGCCACUGCUAGUUUGUAAAAUCCAGGAAUAGAAGUUCCAAGUUAUGAGUUGUAUUUUGUGUAUUGAGGUAAGCAAAUAGAUGUGAUGUGUUUAUAUAGCCACAGAUGAAGCAAUGGCUUCAUUUAUAAGUAUUGUAAUUGUAAUUUAGGGACAUGGAGUUCAGCUCCAAUAUUAUGAUUUUAUAUUUUAUGAUGAUUUUGGACUGUACAUAAUCCAAAAUCUACUCAAGUUACUUGGA
This is a messenger RNA of Ipomoea triloba (trilobed morning glory), 3039 nucleotides long. RefSeq names its product synaptotagmin-5-like. Gene Ontology annotation, molecular function: lipid binding. The record is from RefSeq and is a predicted model, not a curated record. NCBI's taxonomy places the organism in Eukaryota, Viridiplantae, Streptophyta, Magnoliopsida, Solanales, Convolvulaceae. Bases 271 to 2742 code for a protein of 823 amino acids. The transcript is spliced from 14 exons.